GUGCCAGUUGUGGCGCGCCGUGGUGCUGCGGGAUGACAACGCCAUGAGGAGCCAUUCGGCCGCGCUGGGUGUCAAAGAUUACUUCCUGUUCUGCGAGAUCCUGAUGCAGCGCCCCCUACGGGGGGGUCAGCUGUCCCUGGGCAACGUCCUGACGCGGGAAGAGACGGCGUACAUGCGCGAGAUGGCGGCUCAGCGCUUCGGGGAGGUGAUGGAGGUGCUGAGGGCGCUGCCGAGGCCGAUGCUCCUCGUCUUCCGGAACAUCAACACCGUCAGGAGCAUCAACGCCGCCCUCGGGGCCCCCGUCGAUCGAUACUCCAUCAUGGCCAAGAG
Molecule: messenger RNA, 330 nt
Organism: Meleagris gallopavo (turkey)
Lineage: Eukaryota; Metazoa; Chordata; Aves; Galliformes; Phasianidae
Source: RefSeq, a predicted model, not a curated record